Nicotiana attenuata is the source of this 2037-nucleotide messenger RNA. RefSeq lists its product as uncharacterized. Bases 1 to 2037 code for a protein of 678 amino acids. The transcript has 6 exons. NCBI's taxonomy places the organism in Eukaryota, Viridiplantae, Streptophyta, Magnoliopsida, Solanales, Solanaceae. The record is from RefSeq and is a predicted model, not a curated record.
AUGGGCUUGGAUGCUAUGAAUCAAUCUAUAGCCAAAAAUGCAGCUGAUGGAUCUUUUACGGAUAAAACAUUUGCGAGGAUCACACAAAUCCUUGACAAAAUGGCAAAACAUAACCAAGCUUGGCACUCAGUGGACACAACGGGUGGAAUUGCAUAUGGUACCCCUUCCUUGACCAACAUGAUUAAGGAGAACCAAGAAAGAGAUCAAGUAAUUGCCGGGCUUUCCACCAACGUCAAUGUGUUGACAAAGAUGUUCACUAAAAGCCAAUCAAAAAAGGUGAAUGUGGUGGAAGAUGUUGAACCCACAUCAAAUGAGGAUUACGAGGAAGGAAAUUAUGUCAACAACUCUCAAGGAGGUUAUCAAAGGCAACCAUAUCAAGGUUCAGGACAACAAAACCAAUGGAGGCCUAACCCGCAAGGUUCAAACCCCUAUGUUCCACUAAAGGGACAAUAUUCCAACUCUCCGCAUUGGAAGGAAUGUUCUUCAAGUGAUUCCAAGUUGGAAAACAUGCUUGAACGAGUAUUGCAAAAUCAAGAUAGGUCUGAUACUUCAAUGAGGAAUAUGACCGAGCUUGCCGGUUCUCAUACCGCAUCUAUUCAAAAGUUGGAGAUGCAAAUGAGAUAUCUCUCAAGAGAGCAGAAUCAGAAGCAAAAGGGCACACUCCCAAGUGACACAAUUGCAAACCCAAAAGGUAGUGGGAGCAGUCCAACUUCUCAUUGUAUGGCAAUCACAACUCGGAGUGGGAAAAUACUUAAGGGAGAAAAUGAACAAGUGGUCGAUGUGGAAGAUUCUGAACAAGAAGUUGAGGCACAAGUUGAGGUGCCAGUUGUUGUUGAAGCUGAAAAAGUCCCAGAAGAGGUAAAAAUUCAAGAAGUGAACCGAGAAGAGGUUAAGGAAAGGGUGAAAGAGGCACCAAAAACUCUAGCACCAAUUCCUAGACCUCCUCCUCCUUUUCCCCAAAGACUUUCUAGGAAGGUUGAUGAUAGCAAACUCGAGAAUUUCAAUGACAUUCUCAAGCAACUAUCGGUAAAUAUUCCAUUUGUGGAAGUAUUUCAAGAGAUGCCAGUUUUUGCUAAGUAUUUGAAAGACUUUAUCACCAAGAAGAAAAGCACCAAGAAUGAAGUGUUUGCAAGAGCUCUUUGUGAUAAUAGGGCUAGCAUCAAUUUAAUGCCUCUUGCUAUUUACAAGCAAGAGGGGUUAGGUAUGCCGAGGCCUACAAGCAUGAGGUUGCAAAUGGCCGAUCGUUCAGUGAAGAGAUCGGUGAGGAUUGUUGAUGAUGUUCUUGUGAAAGUGGGAAAGUUCCUCCUCCCCACCGACUUUGUGAUCCUUGAUUGUGUGGUUGACAAAGUAAUCCCUAUCAUCUUGGGGAGACCAUUUCUUGCUACCGGAAAAGCACUUAUGGAUUCGGCACGAAAUGAGAUCAAGUUCCGAGUUAAUGACGAAGAGGUUACCUUUCAAGCAAGUAAGGGUAUGAAGUUGCCACAUGCAUAUGAAAGCAUCUCAGUCAUUGAUGUUGUUGAUGAGGUAGAACAAUUGUUGAAUGUUUUGAUGGAGCACAGGCAAGCCAUUGGGUGGACAAUAGCGGACAUCCGAGGAAUUCCCGCCGGAAUUUGUGAGCAUAAGAUAAAAUUGGAGCAAGAGAGAAAACCAAGUGUGGAGCAUCAAAGAAGGUUAAACCCUUCCAUGCAAGAGGUGGAGUUUGACUUCGAAGUCAAGGAUCGGAAAGGGACAGAAAAUCAAGUUGUGAAUCACCUAUCUAGGCUCGAAGAGGCAGGGAGACCAAAAGAAGACCUUGAAAUCAAUGAUGCCUUUCCAGAUGAGCACAUAUUGGCAUUGUCUAGCACAUUCGCUCCUUGGCGGUGUGUUUUGGAAGAUGAGGUAAUGCCAAUUCUCAAGGCAUGCCAUGAUUCCCCAGUUGGGGUUCAUCAUGGAGGAAGCCGGACGGCUGCAAAGGUGCUUGAAUGUGGCUACUAUUGGCCAGCGAUCUACCAAGACGCAAAUCGAAUGGUCAAGGCAUGCGAUCAAUUUCAAAGAUAA